Molecule: messenger RNA, 1173 nt
Organism: Dioscorea cayenensis subsp. rotundata (Guinea yam)
Lineage: Eukaryota; Viridiplantae; Streptophyta; Magnoliopsida; Dioscoreales; Dioscoreaceae
Product: agamous-like MADS-box protein MADS3
Exons: 8
Coding region: 194-946 (250 amino acids)
Biological process (GO): positive regulation of transcription by RNA polymerase II
Cellular component (GO): nucleus
Molecular function (GO): DNA-binding transcription factor activity, RNA polymerase II-specific; RNA polymerase II cis-regulatory region sequence-specific DNA binding; protein dimerization activity
Source: RefSeq, a predicted model, not a curated record
UAGUGGGAAGAGGAAAAGAUCCACAGUCCUUUGUGGCCUUGUCUGUCUCUGCUAAUAUUCCCUCUCUCAACUCUUGCUCUCUCCCUCAUUAUUAUUCCCCCUCUUGGUAAAGAGAGUUGGUUGAGAGAAAUAGAGAGAAAGACUCUUGUGUUUGUGUGUUUGUGUGUUUGUGUGAUCACAUAUCUUAGAGAAGAUGGGUAGGGGAAGAGUUGAACUCAAGAGGAUUGAGAACAAGAUCAAUAGGCAGGUGACCUUUUCUAAAAGGAGAAAUGGCCUUCUUAAGAAAGCUUAUGAACUCUCUGUUCUUUGUGAUGCUGAGGUUGCACUUAUCAUCUUCUCCAGCCGUGGCAAGCUUUAUGAGUUUGGUAGUUCUGGUUUAAGCAAAACACUUGAACGAUAUCAACGUUGUUGCUACAAUCCUCAAGAUCUUAAUAUCGGUGAUCAUGAAACACAGAAUUGGUACCAGGAAGUGUCUAAACUGAAGGCAAAAUUUGACUCUCUCCAGAGGUCACAGAGGCAUUUGCUUGGAGAAGACCUUGGACCCUUGAAUGUGAAAGAGUUGCAACAAUUGGAGAGACAACUUGAAUCUGCUCUUGCACAAGCCAGACAAAGAAAGACACAGAUAAUGCUGGAUCAAAUGGAAGAACUUCGAAAGAAAGAACGUCAUCUUGGAGACAUAAACAAGCAACUUAAAAGCAAGCUUGAGGCUGAAAAUUCAGCUUUCAGAGCCAUUCAAGGUUCAUGGGAGACUGAAGGAGUUGUUCCUAACCAUGGCUUUCCUGUUCAUCAUUCUCAAGCCACUGCCAUGGAAACUGAACCCAUUCUGCAAAUAGGGUAUCAUCACUAUGUUCCAACAGAAGUCAACAUGGCAAGGAAUGCAAAUGGAGAGAAUAAUAAUAAUAAUAAUAAUAACAACACCAACUUCAUGCAUGGCUGGGUUCUCUGAAAAUGGUGAUCAUCAACCCAAAAAAGACUAAUAUUUAAUGUGGUUUGUGUGCUGGUGACUUAAUGCACUGCAUGCAUAGUUGCUGUUGAUUUGUUUGGGACUAUGUUACUCAAGGAUGAUGUUGAGCUACUUGCUACUACUACUAUUGCUCUCUUUCUGUUUCUUGAAUGUUGAAUGUUCCUAGACUUGUUAAUUAAUAAGAAGUUUGUGCUUGUUUAUUGGGAAUU